Messenger RNA from Eufriesea mexicana, 2049 nucleotides. It is a transcript of the gene PIG-Z, whose product is annotated as phosphatidylinositol glycan anchor biosynthesis class Z. Gene Ontology annotation, cellular component: endoplasmic reticulum membrane. The transcript is spliced from 4 exons. NCBI's taxonomy places the organism in Eukaryota, Metazoa, Arthropoda, Insecta, Hymenoptera, Apidae. Gene Ontology annotation, biological process: GPI anchor biosynthetic process. Gene Ontology annotation, molecular function: alpha-1,2-mannosyltransferase activity. Bases 7 to 2049 code for a protein of 680 amino acids. The record is from RefSeq and is a predicted model, not a curated record.
AGCAAAAUGCAUUUCAAAAAUGAAUAUCGUAGAUCCAUAGAUGAAUACAAAUCUGCUGUACCAAUAAAAAGAAAAAUGGGUUUUUACUGGAUUUUGGCAGUCUUGAGGAUCAUUUUAACACUUAUUCCUCAAACGGGGUACAUUCACCCAGAUGAGUAUUUUCAAUCUAUCGAAGUCAUAUCUGGUGAUCAUUUUGAUAUUGAUGUUAAUAAACCAUGGGAAUUCAAUUCGACAUUUCCCAUAAGAACUGUUUUAAUACCACAAAUUAUAGUUGGUAUACCAUAUUCAAUUUUAAAGAGACUUUCACAAUAUACACUUUUCUAUUUGGGUGUCUCAUUGAAGUCACCAUAUUUUCUUAUAUUAUUCCCACGUUUAUUUAUGUGUUGCUUAUCUUUUAUAUCAGAUUAUUGUUUGUAUAAAAUCUGUUACAUAUAUGGACAAAAUUAUAAGAUAAGACUGAUUAUUUAUGCCAGUUCCUAUAUUAUGCUUGUUUAUGCAACUCAUACACUAUCAAAUACUAUUGAACUAGUACUAACAGCCUUAUUAUUAUAUUAUACAUCAUGUUCUAUGGCAUAUUCAGAAAAGGUAGUUGUUCAAAGUGACUAUCUAUUAGACAAAUAUAAUAAGGCAAAAUCUAGAAUAGAAGGACUAAAAUAUUAUAAACUCAAAACUUCAUUACCUCCACAUUCUCUAAAUCAUUGUACAAAAAUUGCAAUAAUUACUGUAAUUGGUAUAUUCAAUAGACCAACUUUUAUUGCAUUUGCCUUUGCUCCCAUCUUCUUUUGGUUGCAAAGAGGUUUAGGUUCAAAAUGCAUAGGUUUUGGACAUUUUCAUGUUCGAAUAUUCACCUUUAUUAUCUGUGGAAUACCCAGCACUGUCUUCUUUAUUCUAGUUGAUAGUUUUUAUUUUGGUUAUUUAACAAUAGCAGAGAUAGGUAAUCGUGAUAUUAGCAUGAAUAACUUCGUGGUAACGCCACUCAAUUUUCUCAGAUAUAAUUCAAAUACUAAAAAUCUACGGGAUCAUGGUUUGCAUCCUCAUUAUUUACAUUUUAUAGUAAAUGUACCACUUUUAUAUAAUGUUCUUGGAAUAAUUGGCCUUCAUACAUUUGGCAAAAUGUUAUACAGUGGUUUAAAAGCACAGUGGUUAAAUUUGCCACGGAUACAAAGUGUUGUUGGUUUAAUGAUGAUAUCCUUUAUUACACCUAUUAUAUUAUUAUCAAUAUUUCCUCAUCAAGAGCCUAGGUUUAUUAUACCAACAUUAUUACCUUUAGCUUUCUUGUAUGCACCAAAUAUAAAUCAAACUUCAGGAGUUGACACUAUCGCGUGUAUUGCGAAAAAUAACGAAUGUCGAAAUACUUUCCCAACAAGAAAUAGAAUGACUAAACUGCAGAUCUUUUGGUUCAUAUGUAAUAUUGCAUUAACGUUUUUCUACGGAUUUGCUCAUCAAGGUGGAGUUCUACCUUUAUCAUCUCAUAUAGCAACUGAACUAAAAGCAAAACCAGAUCUUACACAUAUACAUCUAUAUACGUCACACACUUAUUCUAUACCAACAGCUCUCCUACACUUAAGAAAUACCAAAAAGACAUAUGUAAGUAGUGAAAAUCAUAGAUAUAAAUUGUUAAAAGAUUUUUACCUUUAUGAAGAAGGUUCAAAAUCCAUAAGAGAUGUGUGUAGCAUUAUUUCUUUGAAACUUCGUGAAUGUGAAUAUAAAUACAUUACAAAAAAAGUACCAUAUAGAUUAUACUAUGCUCUUCCUGCUACAGAUUUGGAAGAGUUCAUAUUUAUCUUAAAUAGUACAAAUUUAUUCAAUUAUCAUAUUGCCAAUAGGUUUUAUCCACAUGUUACAGUUGAAAAAUUGCCUUUUUCAAAAGUAAUUAAAAAUAUUAUAUAUUUGACAAAUUUAACAACAUUUUCAAUCGAAAAAUUGACUAAGAUUAUGGAUAAUAUAUUUGAAGCUUUCCAACAGUUUCAAUUACUAUUACUACGAAUUGAAUACUUAGCAGAUAACAAACAUAAAAAUGUACAUAUAUUAUGGAAGGAAUUACUAUGA